GCGAGUCUGCGAGCGGCAGGGCAGGGCCGGCUCCGCGCUCCGGGCUCCGCGCUCCGGGCACCGCGCUCCGCGCUCCGGGCACCGGGCAUGGAGCGGCUGCUCGCCCUGCUCGCCGUGCUGCAGGGGCUGCGCCCGGGCCGGGCAGCCGUGCCCGUGGAUGUGCUGCGGACCCUGGGCGUGCAGCAUGGCCGCGAGGGCAUCUCCGUCACCGCCGGGAUCUGCGCUCAGCGCCUGGGGACCGCGGACCCCGACUUUGCCUUCCGCGUGGACAACCGCACCCAGCUCAGCGCGCCCACGAGGCAGCUCUUCCCAGACGGCCCCUUCCCGGAGGACUUCUCCAUCCUGGCCACGGUGCGCGCCCGGCGAGGCGGGCAGGCCUUUCUGCUCUCCAUCUACGACGAGCGGGGCGUGCAGCAGCUGGGCCUGGAGAUCGGCCUCUCGCCCGUCUUCCUCUACGAGGACCAGGACGGGCAGCCGGCACCGGAGCAGUACCCCGUCUUCCGCAAGGUGAACCUGGCCGACGGCAGGUGGCACCGCGUGGCGCUGGCCGUGGAGGGCAGGAACGUGUCCUUGCUGGUGGACUGCCACCUCCUCGUGACGCUGCCCCUGGAGCGGGGCCCCCAGCCCGUCAUCAGCACCGAGGGGGUGACGCUCUUCGGGGCUCGCCUCCUGGACGAGGAGGUGUUCGAGGGCGACGUCCAGCAGCUGCUGAUCGUGGCCGACCCCGCGGCUGCCCACUCCUACUGCCAGCUCUACAUGCCGGGCUGCGACCAGGCCCUGCUCUACCCGCUCGCGGACCCCUUUCCCGAGGAGAACGGCCCCGAGGCCACCGCUGCCCCGCGCCGGAAGGGCAGGAAGGGCAAGGGGAAAGGCAAGCGCAAGGGCAAGGGCAAGAAGAGGAGGAACAAGGAGCUGCAGGAGCAGCAGGAGCCCUCGGUGCCCUCGGCCGCGGACGGCCAGGCCAGCACGGCCGCGCCGACCCGCUCCGCGGAGGAGAGCACCCUCGCCGCAGCCGCCUGGAGCCCCGCCGGCACCGGUGCCCCGAACCGCACCGACCCCCAGGAGGACACGGGCGAGGAGUCUGUGCUGCUGGAGACCCACAGCGCGGAGCUGCCGCCGGGCUUCGAGGACGAGGACGAGGGGGAUCCCGUGCACUGGGGGGGCUCCGGCCCGGCCGUGCGGCAGGCGGUGGAGGUCCAGGCUCCCCAGGAGCCCGGCCUGAAGGGCGAGAAGGGCGAACCGGCCGUCGUGGAGCCGGGCUGGCGCUUCGAGGGGCCGCCGGGACCCCCGGGCCCUGCGGGGCAGCCGGGUCCCCGGGGGCCGCCGGGGCCGCCAGGGCUGCCGGGGGACCCCGGAGAGCAGGGCCCCGCGGGGCGGCCGGGGCUGCCAGGAGCCGACGGGAUCCGUGGCCCGGCUGGGACCACGCUCAUGCUGCCGUUCCAGUUCGGCGGCGACUCCCUCAAGGGCCCCACCGUCUCCUUCCAAGAAGCCCAGGCCCAGGCGAUCCUGCAGCAGGCCAAGCUCGCCAUGAAGGGCCCCCCGGGCCCCAUGGGGCUGACCGGCCGCCCGGGACUGCUGGGUCUCCCCGGACACCCCGGCCUCAAAGGGGACGCAGGCGACGUGGGGCCGCAGGGUCCCCGGGGGCCGCAGGGGCCGCCAGGGCCGGCGGGGAAGCUGGGCCGGCGGGGCCGCGCGGGAGCGGACGGCGCCAGGGGCCUCCCCGGAGAAACCGGACCCAAGGGUGACAGAGGCUUCGACGGGCUGCCGGGGCUGCCGGGCGAGAAGGGCCACCGGGGCGACGUGGGGCCGCCGGGGCCGCCGGGCCCCCCCGGAGACCGAGGCGCCAAGGGCCCGGACGGGCUCCCGGGACCCCGCGGGCAGCCUGGGGAACCUGGCGUGCGAGGUCUCGUCGGCUCGCGUGGCUCCCCCGGACCGCCGGGACCGCUGGGCGCCGGCGGCAUCGACGGAGCACCCGGGCCCGAGGGCAGCACGGGGAUCCACGGGGAGCCGGGCCCACCCGGACAGCAGGGCAACCCUGGUCCGCAGGGGCUGCCUGGCCCCCAGGGUCCCGUGGGGCUGCCGGGGGAGAAGGGCUCGCCGGGGAAGCCGGGGAUACAGGGCGUCGCCGGGGCCGACGGGCCCCCGGGUCACCCCGGCCGAGAGGGGCCCGCCGGAGAGAAGGGUCUCCAGGGCUCUGCGGGCGCCUCCGGCCCCAUCGGCUAUCCGGGACCCCGCGGGGUGAAGGGAGCUUUCGGCGUGCGCGGCCUGAAGGGCAGCAAAGGCGAGACGGGAGAAGAUGGAUUCCCCGGCUUCAAGGGGGACAUGGGUCCGAAGGGUGACAGGGGGGACCAGGGCCCGCUGGGCCCCCGGGGCGAGGACGGCCCCGAGGGGCUGAAGGGGCAGACGGGCUCCGUGGGCGAACCGGGCGCUCCCGGCCCCGCCGGAGAGAAGGGCAAGCUGGGCGUGCCGGGCCUCCCAGGCUACCCCGGACGCCAGGGCCCCAAGGGCUCCGCUGGCUUCCAGGGUCCCGUGGGGCUGGCGGGAGAGAAAGGCAAGAGGGGCAAGGCCGGCCAGGCUGGGCAGACGGGACAGCGAGGACCCCCGGGCCCGCCGGGGGAGCGCGGCCUGCCCGGCGCCACGGGGACCCCCGGCCCAAAGGGCGAUCCUGGCCACGACGGGGCCCCCGGCGCGGUGGGGGAGAAGGGCCCCCAGGGUCCGCAGGGCCCCAGCGGCUUCCCCGGCACCAAAGGGCCCCCCGGCCCCGCCGGGAAGGACGGCUUGCCGGGACACCCGGGGCAGCGCGGCGAGCCGGGCUUCCACGGCAAAACCGGCCCCCCGGGCCCCACCGGGGUGGUGGGACCCCAGGGUAAAUCGGGUGAGACCGGGCCCGUGGGAGAGAGGGGGCACCCAGGCCCCCCCGGUCCCCCGGGGGAGCAGGGGCUGCCCGGAGCCGCUGGCCGAGAAGGAGCCAAGGGCGACCCUGGCCCAGCUGGCAUCCCCGGCAAGAACGGCCCCCCGGGCAUCCACGGCUUUCCGGGCACACGGGGCGCGCCGGGAGAGACGGGUCCACCCGGCCUGAAGGGUGGGGAAGGGCCCCCCGGUCCCCCUGGGCCCACAGGUUCCCCCGGCGAGCGAGGCCCCACGGGGGCAGCUGGAGGCAUUGGACUGCCGGGCCGUGGGGGUGCACAGGGCCCCCCCGGCCCCACCGGAGAGAAGGGCUCCCCGGGCGAGAGGGGCCCGGUGGGCCCAGCCGGACACGAUGGCAUCCAGGGCCCUGUGGGGCUGCCGGGCCCAGGCGGCCCCCCCGGCCCGGCUGGAGAAGACGGCGACAAGGGCGAGAUCGGGCUGCCGGGGCAGAAGGGCAGCAAAGGCGACAAGGGCGAGGCGGGCCCGCCGGGACCCACAGGGAUCCAGGGGCCUCUCGGGCACCCCGGCCCCGCGGGGGCGGACGGGGAGCCCGGGCGCCGCGGGCAGCAGGGGAUGUUUGGGCAGAAAGGAGACGAGGGCUCGCGGGGGCACCCCGGCCUCAGCGGCCCCCCGGGCCUGCAGGGCAUGCCGGGCCCGCCGGGCGAGAAGGGGGAGAACGGCGACGUCGGCCCCAUGGGCCCCCCCGGCGCGCCGGGACCACGCGGGCCGCAAGGGCCCAGCGGCGCAGAGGGCCCCCAGGGAAUGCCGGGCGGCGUGGGACAGCCCGGCGCUGUGGGAGAGAAGGGUGAGCUGGGAGAAGCAGGAGACCCUGGAGCCGCGGGGGAGCCCGGCCCACCCGGUGUGAAAGGGGACGUGGGGGAGAAGGGAGACGCGGGACAAUCGGGAGCGGCGGGGCCCCCUGGCAAGAAGGGGCCCCCAGGAGAGGAUGGAACCAAAGGCAACUUGGGCCCCAUCGGCUUCCCUGGUGAUCCCGGCCCCCCCGGAGACCCCGGCGUGCCGGGUCUGGACGGCGUUGCUGGAGAGAAGGGCGACGGCGGGGACCCCGGCCUGCCGGGCCCCCCCGGUGCGUCAGGGGAGCCAGGCCCCCCCGGGCCCCCUGGACGGAGGGGGCCGCUGGGGCCAGCUGGGCGAGAGGGCCGUCAGGGCGAAAAGGGUGCCAAGGGCCAGCCCGGCACGGAGGGGCCGCCCGGGAAGAUGGGUCCCGUGGGGGCGCAGGGCCCCCCGGGGCGGCCCGGCUCCGAAGGUCUCCGCGGGAUCCCUGGUCCGGCCGGCGAGCAAGGUCUGCUGGGAGCCCCAGGACAAGCGGGACCACCCGGCCCCCUGGGCCCCAUGGGUUUGCCUGGCCUCAAGGGAGACCCUGGCCACAAGGGAGACAAGGGCCAUGCUGGGCUCAUCGGGCUCAUUGGACCUCCGGGAGAGAUGGGGGAGAAAGGAGACCAGGGGCUGCCGGGCAUCCAGGGCCCCCCAGGACCCAAGGGAGACCCUGGUUUGGCUGGACCCACAGGUCCCACCGGCCCCCCGGGGCCCCCCGGCCUCUCGGGACCCUUGGGCCAGAAGGGCUCCAAAGGCUCGCCGGGCGCGCUGGGCCCCAGAGGUGACACGGGCCCCCCUGGGCCCCCAGGGCCACCGGGCCUCCCGGCUGAGCUGCUGGAGCCUCUUCCCUCGAGCAGGGCCAGGAAGCGCCGGCGGGCCGCGGAGGGGGCUCCGGGGGAGCAGGCAGCCCCCGCAGACUACCAGGGGCUGGAGGAGGUGUACGCCUCGCUCAGCUCCCUGCGCACUGAGGUCGAGCAGCUGAGACGGCCCCUGGGCACCCACGAGAGCCCCGCUCGCGUCUGCAAGGAGCUGCAGCUGUGCCACCCCCACCUCAAGGACGGCGAGUACUGGAUCGACCCCAACCAGGGCUGCUCCCGAGAUGCCUUCCGGGUUUUCUGUAAUUUCACAGCUGGCGGCGAGACCUGUCUCUUCCCCGAUAAGAAGUUUGAGGCCGUCCGACUUGCCGCCUGGAACAGGGAGAAGCCGGGAACGUGGUACAGCACCUUCAAGAGGGGCAAAAAGUUCUCCUACGUGGACGCGGACGGGAACGGGGUGCCCGUGACCCAGCUCACCUUCCUGCGUCUCCUGAGCGCCAGCGCCCGCCAGAACUUCACGCUGAACUGCCAGAACGCGGCCGCCUGGUACGACGCCGGCGCCAGCACCUUCGCCCGCGCCCUGCGCUUCCGCGGGGCCAACGACGAGGAGCUGGGGCACGGCCACCCUGCCACCCCCGUCCGGGCUCUCCGCGACGGCUGCCAGGGACGCCGGGGCCAAGAGCGGACGGUGAUGGAGGUGACCUCGUCCCGCGUCGAGCGGCUGCCCCUGACGGACGUGGCCGUGGCCGACUUCGGAGACGCCAACCAGAAGUUUGGCUUCGAGCUGGGCCCCGUGUGCUUCCUGGGCUGAGCACGGCCCCAGACGGCGCGCGGGCCGGGGGCUCCGGGGGCCUCUGCCGCCUCUCACGCCGGGGACAGUGACCCAGUGCCUGCCCUGGCACACUCAGGACCCGGAGCUGCCGCCGCACGCCCCGCUCCUGCCCGCGCGGCCCCCCUUAUUUAUACUGCCGGCUCCGGGGGGGUGAGCUGGGGCAGGGCGCCCGGACUGCAGGGAGCGGGCGCGAGCCGGCGCCCUCCCCGUGGUGCUAUGA
Molecule: messenger RNA, 5608 nt
Organism: Dromaius novaehollandiae (emu)
Lineage: Eukaryota; Metazoa; Chordata; Aves; Casuariiformes; Dromaiidae
Gene: COL5A3
Product: collagen type V alpha 3 chain
Exons: 67
Coding region: 88-5367 (1759 amino acids)
Biological process (GO): extracellular matrix organization
Cellular component (GO): collagen type XI trimer
Molecular function (GO): extracellular matrix structural constituent conferring tensile strength
Source: RefSeq, a predicted model, not a curated record